GCCGAGCUGGGCCGCCGGCGCCCUCUGCUGCGCCGCGCCCGCCUGGCCGCGGCGGUGGCCACUGGAGGUCGUCCUCCUGUUCUGCUGCGCCUACUGGCGCCGCGACACCAGGUCGACUGCCAACAAGUGACGGCGACGUCAUCUCCCUGCGGAUGGCGCCGCUGGCUCGCUCUUCGACCAGAAGUCUGGCGUCGGCGGGAGGUGCGCGUGCCAGCGCCAGCGUCGCCUGCUGGCUUGGUGAGCGAGGAAAGCGAGAGCGGCCACGGGGCGAUCAGGGAGUGA
Messenger RNA from Prorocentrum cordatum, 282 nucleotides. NCBI's taxonomy places the organism in Eukaryota, Dinophyceae, Prorocentrales, Prorocentraceae. The record is from the annotation of a GenBank genome assembly.